Molecule: messenger RNA, 2001 nt
Organism: Daldinia caldariorum
Lineage: Eukaryota; Fungi; Ascomycota; Sordariomycetes; Xylariales; Hypoxylaceae
Product: glycoside hydrolase family 16 protein
Exons: 3
Coding region: 1-2001 (666 amino acids)
Biological process (GO): glucan catabolic process
Molecular function (GO): hydrolase activity, hydrolyzing O-glycosyl compounds
Source: RefSeq, a predicted model, not a curated record
AUGGCUCCAUCACUCUUUAAGACUGUCGGCACUGCUGCUGCUAUUCUAGCUGCCCGUGCUGGUGCGACUGAGUCGUACCAAGUUACCGAAGUUUAUAACUCGACUAACUUUCUUGAUAAAUUCGACUUCUUCACCGGAACUGACCCGACCGGUGGCUACGUUCAAUACCAGAAUCAGGCUAGUGCGCAGGACCUCGGCCUGAUCAAGGUGCAAGAUGAUGAGAUAUACCUUGGUGUAGAUCAGGCUGACGGCUAUCAACCUAACGGUGGUGGGCGAAAGAGUGUUAGGUUGGAAAGUAAGAAAAUCUACGACAAGGGUUUAGUUAUCGCCGAGUUUUCUCACCUCCCUAAGCCCGUCUGUGGAUCAUGGCCCGCAUUCUGGUUCUUUGGUGACCCGUGGCCGACCAAGGGUGAGAUCGAUCUCUAUGAGAACUGGAACGAUCUCAAAUUCAACCGACACACUUCCCACGUUGACAAGCCUGACGUUGUUGGGGAUUGUGUGCUUGUCGCAGAUGACAUGACGGCGAAGAUCGACUCUCCCAACUGCUACGACUUCGCUGAAGGACAGGCAAACUUCCAAGGUUGCUCCGCUUCCGAGUUCUCCUCUACCUUCGGAUCUGCCGAUGGAGGUAUCUUCGCCAUGGAAUGGACAGAUGACUUCCUUAAGAUUUGGGAUUGGCCCCGUAACGAAGUCCCCGAGGACAUUUCAAGCGGCCAGCCGUCUCCCAGUGAUAAAUGGGGCAAGCCAUCCUACGUGAUCAGCAACUGCAACGUCGACAAGGCCUUCAAGGAGAUGAAGAUGGUAUUGAACAUCAACUUCUGUGGUGUUGCUGGCCAGACUGGUCAGUGGGAUACCGGCUGCGCGGCCUCGACUGGAUUCGGUACCUGCCCUGAGUAUGUUGCCGCGAAGGGCGGUGACUUCGAGUCUACCAACUUCAAGGUAAAGGAUAUCAAGAUUUACGAGCUUAAGGAGGGCGAGGCUCCCAAGCCGUCGACGUCAUCCACCGUGCCCAGCACAUCUGCCGCACCUAGCUCCUCUUCGGCCGCUCCCACCGUUUCGACUACCUCCGAGGCGCCGGCCAGCUCUAGCGAGUCCCCAAAGACGACCUCCUCUGCUUCGGAAAGCAAGCCGACAUCAUCAGUCCCGGAGGACGACGAUUCUUGCACCGACAAGAACGGCGAAACAUCGACCGCGAGCGUGUCUGCCACCCCCACUACCAAGGAACCGGAAAUGACCACCUCGACCAUCUACUCGACUGAUAUCCACACAAUUACAUCGUGCGCUGACACAGUGACCAACUGCCCGGCUAAGGGUUACGUGACUACCAAGAUCAUUUCUGUCGGAACUACUGUCUGCCCUGUAACCAAGUCGGAGGCCGCUAAGACUGAGUCGACCCCGGCGCCGACGUCGACUUCCAGCGCCCCCUACACACACACUACUAGCGUAAUCGAGAUCACGAACGUCUACACGAUCACCUCGUGCGCACCCACCGUCACCAACUGCCCCGUCGGCGCCGUCACCAGCGAGGUUACCGUAACGACGACCGUGUGUCCCGUCAGCGAGGGAAGCUCAAGCGCCAGCUCGACGCUUAGCGCUCCCAGCGCACCCGCGGAGAGCACCAGCUCGGAGGAGAAAAAGAAGUCGAAGACCAAGACCUCGGCCACGGAGACGGUCGCGACCGACACCCAGACCCCGGCCUCGACCCCGACCCCGGAGCCCACGACAUCCAGCAGCAGCAAGGUUCCGUCGUCGGAAACCGAGACGCCUACCGGCAACGGAGGAUACCCCGUCGUCACCCCGAGCACGCCUCCUUCCAGCACCAUCAACCUCGGCUACAACGGAACCAUAACCACGUCGUAUACCGCCCCCGGCAGCGCGGCCUCGACCGGCUUCGCAGGCUGCACGGGACCCAACUGUGUUAUCCCCGUCGCCGGCGGCGUCAAAACAAGCGCUAGCUUUACGCUUAUGGGCAUGGCGGCGUUCUUCUUCCUCGUCAUAUAG